Molecule: messenger RNA, 1773 nt
Organism: Pygocentrus nattereri (red-bellied piranha)
Lineage: Eukaryota; Metazoa; Chordata; Actinopteri; Characiformes; Serrasalmidae
Gene: tyms
Product: thymidylate synthetase
Exons: 7
Coding region: 92-1054 (320 amino acids)
Biological process (GO): dTMP biosynthetic process
Cellular component (GO): mitochondrion; cytosol
Molecular function (GO): thymidylate synthase activity
Source: RefSeq, a predicted model, not a curated record
CGCAUUACCGCCAACUCGAGUCAGUUGGCGCGCAGUGGAGCAGGAGAACAGCGAUAUUUUGAAGAGGAAAAUUUUAACUCUUGCUGAUAAAAUGCCGGCCACGUCUGAGAUACACACGACUGCUCCGUGCAGCAGCGAAGGACAGCAGGAGCCGGCCGAGGAGAAGAAAGCCGCUGCUGCCUUUUCUCUGUUCUGCGAUGAGCGCGGAUAUCUGAACCAGAUCGACUACAUCUUACAGAACGGAGUGAAGAAAGGCGACCGGACGGGGACGGGAGUCAUUUCUGUCUUCGGCUUACAGGCCAGAUACAGCCUGAGAGAUCAGUUCCCUUUGCUCACCACCAAGAGGGUUUUCUGGAAGGCCAUCUUGGAGGAGCUGCUGUGGUUCAUAAAGGGUUCAACAAACGCCAAAGAGCUUUCAGAGAAAGGUGUGAAGAUCUGGGAUGCGAACGGCUCACGGGACUUCCUGGAUAAGAGUGGAUUUACUGAGCGUGAGGAGGGAGAUCUAGGCCCUGUAUACGGUUUCCAGUGGAGACACUUUGGUGCUGAGUAUAAAGACAUGCACACAGAUUACUCCGGACAAGGUGUUGACCAGCUGCAAAAAGUAAUUGACACAAUCAGGUCAAAUCCAGAGGACAGGAGGAUCAUAAUGUGUGCUUGGAAUCCUAAAGAUUUGCCUCUGAUGGCUCUUCCACCCUGCCAUGCUCUAUGCCAGUUCUAUGUGUCUGAGGGCGAACUGUCAUGCCAGUUAUACCAGCGUUCAGGAGAUAUCGGUCUGGGUGUGCCCUUCAACAUCGCCAGCUAUGCCCUACUGACCUACAUGAUCGCCCACAUCACAGGACUCAAGCCUGGUGAUUUUGUACAUACUCUUGGUGAUGCCCAUGUCUACCUCAAUCACAUUGAACCUCUGAAAGUGCAGCUCCAGAGGGAGCCUCGGCCGUUCCCCAAGCUGAAGAUCCGUCGCACCGUGGAACGCAUUGAUGAUUUCACAGCUGAGGAUUUUGAGAUUUGUGGCUAUGAUCCCUAUCCCACCAUCAAGAUGCAAAUGGCUGUUUAAACACAACCUCCUCCUAAAGUCUUAUAGACCCACACUCCUGUAACACUGAGGUAUUAGGUUUUUUUUUUUUUUUUUUUGGUACUGGUUUUAUGGAAUUUGGCUGACCUGAUAAAAUGUAAAUAUUUAUGUAUUCAAAUUUUAAAUAAUUUUUUUUGUUUGCAAUUAUUUGUUUAUCUAAUCUAGAUAAGAUAAACCAUAUCUUUAAACUUGCACUUAAAAUAAACAUUUUUCAUUCAUACAUCUUUUGCACAGUCUGUACUUUAGCAGGACAGUCAACAGUAAAAGUUUUGCUCAAAAGAGAGAUCACUGAGGCACGGAAACUUAAGAUUAAACAUAAAAUUUAUUUAAAAAGUGCAAAACAUUUGAUUAGUCAAAUUAGUCAAACGUUGAUUAGUCAAAAGCUAAAAAUAAUGAUUGCUGACAGUGCAAAUUCUUUCUGAAUUAGUGCUAAGAUGUCCCUUAUUGCUUCACAUUACAUCUGUAUAAUGAAACUUUAAAAUCACAGUUUUUCAAGUUUUUAAAGGAUGAUUCAGUGUGACAGCUGUUCAGCAGCAAUUAGAUUGUAUUAAGAUCCGUUCUUCUCUAAAAUGGAUCUCCACACCUCUCCAUGAGGAAACUGGUGUUUCUGCACCGACUCGUCGAACAUUUCAGAUGAAAAUCCAGGAUCCUAAAAGUACAACAGCAACGAGUCCAUGCUUUAAUAAAAAUUUACAUUAAAA